Molecule: messenger RNA, 562 nt
Organism: Vigna radiata var. radiata (mung bean)
Lineage: Eukaryota; Viridiplantae; Streptophyta; Magnoliopsida; Fabales; Fabaceae
Exons: 5
Coding region: 51-449 (132 amino acids)
Cellular component (GO): nucleus
Molecular function (GO): RNA binding
Source: RefSeq, a predicted model, not a curated record
AGAAGGUUCUCAGUGAUAGUAGCGUACUGCAAAAUCUGCGCGCGAGAGAGAUGGCAGUAGAGGUAACGGAGGGUGCUCCCAAGAACAAGAACGCCGAUGCUAACGGCGUCAAAGACAAAGGCAAGAAGAUAAUCCGUAUUCAGGUUUCGAAAACUAAGAAACCUUUCUUCUUCUACCUCAAUCUUGCCAAGAAGUACAUAAAGCAGGACAAUGACGUGGAGCUCUGUGCACUGGGCAUGGCCAUUCCAACUGUUGUGAUCAUCUCUGAGAUUUUGAAAAGUAACGGGUGGGCAAUUGAGAAAAAUAUCAUGACAUCCACGGUUAUUUCCAAGGAAGAGAAAGAAGGUCGGGGGAUUCCGAAGGCUAAGCUUGGGAUUUUGCUGGGAAAGGCUACAGAUACGGAACAUAGCACUAUUGAGAAUCAAAGCACUGUUGAUACUAAGGCAUAGCAGUUAGAGUAGUUUGACCUAAGGCCAUCACCAUUUGACUCUUGUAAAACGUGUUCAUUGUAUAUAUCAUCAUAUGGUUUGCCCUUUGAUUUCUCCAGCGUUAUUUUCUUUUA